AUGGCACCUAAGGGGAAAUACGCCAGUAAAUUUAGCUGGUUCUCAGCAAGAACAAGCACGGCAGGAUUAAGAGGCAGAAAACUUAGAGUCGCCAUUGCCCUCGUUUCCACUUGUGGAUUCUCGUUGUUUGGCUAUGAUCAAGGUUUAAUGUCCGGGUUGAUCUCCGGUGAUCAGUUUAAUUACGAGUUUCCUCCUACAAAAGAUAAUGCUACUAUCCAAGGUGCCGUGACUUCAUGUUACGAGUUGGGUUGUUUCUUUGGCGCUAUAUUUGCCAUGUUUAGAGGUGACGCCAUUGGCAGAAAGCCCAUUAUAGUGAUGGGUUCCUUGAUCAUCAUUAUUGGUACUGUUAUCUCCACCGCUGCAAUUAAGCCAUACUGGCAAACAGGUCAGUUUGUUAUCGGAAGAGUCGUUACUGGUAUCGGUAACGGUAUGAACACCGCGACUAUCCCCGUUUGGCAAUCCGAGUUGUCGCGUCCAGAGAAUAGAGGUAAGUUGGUGAAUAUGGAAGGUGCCGUGGUUGCUAUUGGUACCUUUUUGGCCUACUGGAUCGAUUUCGGUUUUUCAUACAUCAACAGCUCGGUGCAGUGGAGAUUCCCCGUUGCGUUCCAAAUCGUGUUUGCCUUGAUCUUGUUUUUCGGGAUCACCCACUUGCCAGAGUCGCCUCGUUGGUUGAUUGCUCACGAUCGGAAACCGGAGGCGUUUGAAGUGUUGGGAUACUUGAAUAACAUCGCGCCCGACUCCGACGAAGUCAUUGCUGAAGCUUCGGCCAUUAUCGAUACCGUCAAGAGAUUUGCCAAUGCUCAAACCGGGUUCAAAGACUUGUUCACGGGUGGUAAGUCCCAGCACUUCCAAAGAAUGCUCAUUGGUGCAUCUACCCAGUUUUUCCAACAAAUCACCGGAUGUAACGCAGCUAUUUACUACUCCACGUUGCUUUUCUACCAAACCAUUUUCAACUACUCCAAAUAUAGAUUAUCGAUGAUCCUUGGUGGUGUCUUUGCCACAAUCUAUGCCCUUGCCACCAUCCCUUCGUUCUUCCUCGUGGAAACCUUGGGUAGAAGAAAAUUGUUCCUUAUUGGUGCCACGGGCCAAGCCAUCUCAUUCACCAUUUCCUUUGCAUGUUUGGUCAAGGACACCGAACAAAACGCCAAAGGUGCCGCCGUUGGAAUCUUUUUGUUCAUUGUGUUUUUCGCAUUUACCACCUUGCCCUUGCCAUGGUUGUACCCACCAGAAAUCAACCCCAUGAGAACAAGAACCACCGCUUCUGCCGUGUCCACCUGUACCAACUGGUUGAUGAAUUUUGCCGUUGUCAUGUUUACCCCAGCAUUUAUCGAGAAAUCGGGUUGGGGUUGCUACUUGUUCUUUGCCUGCUGGAACUACGCUUUCAUCCCCGUGAUUUUUUUCUUUUACCCCGAGACCGCAGGGAGAUCAUUGGAGGAAAUCGACAUCAUCUUUGCUAAGGCCUACGUGGAAAAGAGACAGCCUUGGAGAGUUGCCGCCACCAUGCCCAAAUUGUCAUUACAAGACAUUGAGGACGAAGGUAGGAACUUGGGUCUUUACGACGACGAUUUUGAAAAGGACAAUUUCGAAACUAAGGAAGACAUUAGUGACGACUCUAGUGCUCAACACCACGGAGUCUUUGAAAAACCACCAAACACAGAAGAACAAUUUGACGAUGAGGCUGCUACUCCAACGUCGAGACCUCAUGAUGUUUGA
Molecule: messenger RNA, 1713 nt
Organism: Lodderomyces beijingensis
Lineage: Eukaryota; Fungi; Ascomycota; Pichiomycetes; Serinales; Debaryomycetaceae
Source: the annotation of a GenBank genome assembly